UGGAAGAGUUUUACGGAGAAAGGGAAGCUCGACGCAUGCUUCCUUCCUUAAUGUCGGCCGGCCCGAAGGAUUCGAGUGUUGCAGCGGUGUUCAGUGGCUCGCGUUGGAUCUCCAGUGAUCGUUCUAGCGAACUCCGUGGAUCGCGCGCGUUCCGUGAAUCACGGGUGGAUCGCGUUCCCAGGUUAACGUCGACUUCCCAACUAGUCGGCAACCCGAUAAGUACCGACUCCUGCAUGUGAACUUGCUGUUCCGUUCUUCGACGGACGUUGUUGCAUGACCACUUUACGACACGAAGUGAUAGCGAGAGAAGGAAACUGUUUCUGUUCGUGUAUAUUCUUUUCGUUAAAUUUUCAUUUUGAGAGGACGCUUCGUUUUCGUUAAGUACUUGUCACGAUGUCACUGUCUGCAUGGUGUUACUGCAUGUCGAAUGGUAAUUUCACAUUCGACAAGACGCCGUUGACGUCUAGUUAAAGCUAUGGAUGAUGAGGUAAUUGGGAACCAAAACAAUAAGAGAUCACCGAUGACACUAAACGUCAGUGGGUUGUGGGACGUUGUCCCGCGAUUGGAUCAUUACAGAUUGAGUCGGCGAGCUAAGAGGCCAUCGUUGAGCACCCUGCACGAAGGAAAUCUUAUAAAGGACCCCAAUAUAGAAGCUGGCCAGGUUGGAACAUCCCAGCAGAAUCACACAGGAAUAAAGCUAGGAUGGAUUCAGGGUGUCCUUAUACCAUGCCUCCUCAAUAUAUGGGGUGUAAUGCUCUUCCUACGACUGUCGUGGGUGGUAGCUCAGGCCGGCAUAUUGCAGAGCGUCAUCAUUAUCGGAAUAUCAGCGUCAGUCUGCGUCAUCACGACGCUUAGCCUCAGCGCAAUUAGUACUAAUGGGGAAGUAAAGGGAGGUGGUAUAUACUUCAUCAUAUCGCGAACUCUGGGUGCAGAAUUCGGAGCCUCCGUUGGUAUCGUAUUUGCAUUUGCCAACGCAGUCUCAGCUUCGAUGAACACCAUCGGUUUCUGCGACUCUCUGAACGACCUGCUAAAAGAACAUAACUUGAAAAUUAUUGACAACGGGGUGAACGAUGUUCGAAUCGUGGGCAUAUUCGCGCUGAUCGCUAUGAGUAUGAUUUGCGCAAUCGGAAUGGAAUGGGAAUCUAAGGCACAAAAUUUCCUCAUAGCCAUCAUCGUUGCAGCCAUCUUUGAUUUCCUGAUCGGUACUAUUAUUGGCCCGUCGGACAUAUAUCAGCAAGCACGUGGAUUUCGUGGAUUCUCUUCUGAGGUGUUCAUGAGCAACAUGGGAACGGACUAUCGCUUCUCGGAGGGCAGCAACCAAACGUUCUUUUCCGUGUUCGCCAUCUUCUUUCCGUCGGUGACCGGAAUUCAAGCGGGCGCCAACAUAUCCGGCGAUUUGAAAGAUCCAGCGAGCAGCAUACCGAUUGGAACCCUCCUCGCAUUGCUGAUUUCGAUGUUGAGCUACCUCACGUUCGUCAUCUUCGCUGGUGGUGCUGCCCUGAGAGACGCGAGUGACCAAGUGAUCAACGGCACCAUCAUAAGUUGUAUUCCAGAAGUGAAUUGUACUCAAGGACUGCACAACAGUUACUCGGUGAUGCAACUCAUGUCAGUUUGGGGUCCGUUCAUCUACGCUGGCUGCUUCGCCGCGACCCUUUCGACAGCUCUAACGAACUUGUUGUCGGUGCCACGACUGAUACAGGCGCUGGGACAAGAUCGAAUUUAUCCAGGUCUAAUCUACUUCAGCAAAGGAUACGGGAAACACGGUGAACCGUAUCGCGGCUAUGUCCUGACGUUCUUCGUUGCAGUGUUAUUCCUUUUGAUAGCGAACUUGAAUGCAGUUGCACCUUUGAUAUCGAACUUCUACUUGGCGUCGUACGCCUUAAUUAACUUCUGCACCUUUCACGCGGCGUUGAUUCGACCACUCGGAUGGCGGCCUACCUUCAAAUAUUACAACACCUGGUUGUCGCUGUUUGGCUUUAUCACGUGCGUUGCUAUAAUGUUCAUGAUCGACUGGGUGACAUCGUUCGUCACGUUCGUCAUCAUUUUCGCGUUGUAUUUGAUUGUCGUUUAUCGAAAACCGGAUGUGAAUUGGGGCAGCAGCACGCAAGCUCAGACGUACAAGACCGCGCUAUCCACCGUGUACAGAUUGAAUUCCAUGGACUCGCACGUGAAGAAUUACGCACCUCAAAUAUUGGCGCUAACUGGACCACCCAGCGCUAGACCAGCAUUGUUACAUCUGGCAAAUCUCAUUACGAAAAACCAUUCGCUGCUGAUCUGCGGAGAGGUAUAUCCGACCAAUCUAUCGUAUCGUUUCCGAUCUGUACGACUGAGAAAUGGCUACGCGUGGUUGCACCAGCAACGCAUAAAAUCGUUUUACCACGUGGUGGAAGACUUAAGCUUCGAGCGAGGUGCAUCAGCUUUGAUGCAAGCCUCGGGUGUUGGAAAAUUGGCACCGAACGUGGUUCUGAUGGGCUAUAAAACCCACUGGUCGACGUGCAACUACAAGGAUCUUCAAGAAUACUUCAACGUCCUCCACAACGCGUUCGACCAAAAAUUAGCCGUGGCGAUGCUUCGAAUCGCGGAAGGUUUGGAUUGCUCUGGAGUUGCAACUGCAAACGGCGACGAGGAACACGGUGCACUGGCGCAGAGUAGCUACGACUUGACGGGAAGCACUUUGAUGCACGUCGAUAGCAACUUGUCUAUGUCCAGCCAAAUUCCAAGAGUUCAGAGUGUCCCUACGAUGGGAACUCCGUUUGCGCCUGUCGAGGGACCACAAAUAAUUAGAGACUCGCCAACUCAUGGAAGCGCUCGCGAACACCUCAAACAUAAGAGGAAAAAUGCAAUCGAAAAGUUAAUAGAAAAACGACAAGCAAUGGCAACUGUGCCUGAACACUUGGCAAUUUUCCAGAGGAAACAUAAGACUGGCACAAUUGACGUGUGGUGGUUGUACGACGAUGGAGGUUUGACGAUCCUUUUGCCAUACAUUAUUAGUACGCGCUCGAAUUGGGAGCAUUGCAAAAUGAGAAUUUUUGCGCUGGCCAACCAUAAGCAGGACAUUGUGGCGCAAGAGAAAGAAAUGUCGGAGAUCAUGACAAAGUUCAGGAUAAAAUAUACCAGCCUGAAAAUGGUGGAUGACAUUAGCGUACAACCAAAACAGGAAACGCAAGAUUUCUUUGACAAACUUAUAUCCGAUUUCCGAAAAAACGAUAAUUCCGACACAGAAUGCUGCGUGACAGAGCUUGAACUUCAAUCUCUAAAAGAUAAGACCCAUAGACAAUUGAGACUUCGCGAGUUAUUAUUGGAGAACUCCAGUCAGUCUACAUUGGUUGUGAUGUCAUUACCAAUGCCACGAAAAGGAGCAGUUUCGGCUCCACUUUACAUGGCAUGGUUGGAAGCGUUAACGAAGGAUAUGCCACCGACACUUUUAAUACGUGGAAACCAUACAUCGGUGUUGACAUUCUAUUCGUAGUCCACCGACAUUAUUCUAAACGAUAAUAUAAUUUUAGCCUCUAGAAGAUUUGCAUUGAGCAGCGUCAUGGUAAAGUCAACGCGACAGCAAUGACACUUUCUGAUGCGGACAGACAGUAUUCGGUAUAUUCAUGCCAAAAGUUAUUUAAGUGUUACGAUCUGUUUUCGUUUUUAUAUAGUAUUUUUCUCAACUUCGAACCCUGUGGUACUUAACGACGAUAUUAUUUUAGCGUAAAUGCGAAAGACAAACGAUAUAGGGACUUCGAUACUUGUAAAAGUUUAAGGUGCGAGAGAAGUAUAUAAUACAAACUCCAUGAAAAAUGUGCUCUGCCUAAGUACGAGAAAUUGUCUUAUUUAGUUAGAUUAAUAAUAAACGACUUUUAUAUUAUGUGUGAACACUAGAAACGGUUUGAAAAUAUGACCGACCAUUUUUUCUAAGCAUGUACUCAACUUAGCGACAUAUAAUCCAUUAACUUAGUAAUUAUUUUUGUAAUAGGAUUAAACAUGUAGUAGAGAAUUCAGACAGCAAAACAAAAAAUGAAUAUUCUCUAUUUCCAAUUCAUGAUUUAUAUUUAUAAAAUAAUGUCAAUUAACCAAUUAAUUCUGUGAACGCAAACAUAAUAUCGUCUAUUGAUAACUAUGUAAAGGGCAAUCUCUUUCCAGACGAAACAUUUAAUACAAAUGCACCACUUGUACAUAUGAUAACUCAAGCAAAAUAAGUAGAAUGUAAUCUACACAUAAUUGUGAAACAUGUAAUUUAUUUUGUAAUGCAUUCAACGACAUUAAAAAUCUAAUAUUAAUUAUAAUA
Hylaeus volcanicus is the source of this 4276-nucleotide messenger RNA. It is a transcript of the gene NKCC, whose product is annotated as bumetanide-sensitive sodium-(potassium)-chloride cotransporter. Gene Ontology annotation, cellular component: membrane. The transcript has 20 exons. Gene Ontology annotation, molecular function: sodium:potassium:chloride symporter activity. Lineage: Eukaryota; Metazoa; Arthropoda; Insecta; Hymenoptera; Colletidae. Gene Ontology annotation, biological process: sodium ion homeostasis; cell volume homeostasis; chloride transmembrane transport. The record is from RefSeq and is a predicted model, not a curated record. The coding region runs from base 476 to 3469 and encodes 997 amino acids.